Messenger RNA from Morone saxatilis (striped sea-bass), 2513 nucleotides. It is a transcript of the gene utp4, whose product is annotated as UTP4 small subunit processome component. Gene Ontology annotation, cellular component: 90S preribosome; t-UTP complex; small-subunit processome. The record is from RefSeq and is a predicted model, not a curated record. Bases 150 to 2111 code for a protein of 653 amino acids. Gene Ontology annotation, molecular function: protein binding; RNA binding. The transcript has 16 exons. NCBI's taxonomy places the organism in Eukaryota, Metazoa, Chordata, Actinopteri, Moronidae. Gene Ontology annotation, biological process: maturation of SSU-rRNA from tricistronic rRNA transcript (SSU-rRNA, 5.8S rRNA, LSU-rRNA).
GUAAUGACGUAUUUCCGUUUCUUCCGGUCUGUUUCGGAGGUUCAUUACCGGUUCAAAUGUCCCCAACGUGGCUGCUGCUGUUUUCCAGCGUGUGGACUUAAUAGCAAAGGAAGUUUAGUGACUGUGGAGGAAAGCCAACAGUGAUAACAAUGGGUGAGUUCAAGGUGCACCGUGUUCGGUUCUUCGACUAUAUGCCCAGUGCUAUCCGAGCCAUGGCGUUUAACAGCCGCACCGAGCGACUGGCUGUGGCCCGAGCUGAUGGAGCUCUGGAGAUCUUCAACUUCUCUGAUCACUACUUCCAAGAAAAGGUCAUCCCAGGACAGGACGGCAGGGCUGUUGAGGCUCUGUGUUGGGUGGGCCAGCGUCUGUUCAGCGCUGGUUUGAAUGGAGAGAUCACAGAGUACGACUUGGAGAACAUGAGGCCCAGGUACACUGUGGAGGCCUACGGAGGACCAAUCUGGACCAUCAGUAGCAACAGCCAGGGAACGCUGCUAGCGGUCGGCUGUGAGGAUGGGACGGUUAAGAUGUUUGAACUGCUGGAUGAGAGGAUUCGGUUUCAGAGAAACCUCGAGAGGCAGAAAGGUCGUAUCAUAUCUCUGUCCUGGCAUCCCUCUGGUACACUGAUUGCUGCUGGCAUGAUGGACAUGAUCAGAAUCUUUGAUGCAGAGACAGGCCACACCACACACAGACUGCUGGUGGAGAGAGGCGCUGGAGCGUCCAAGAGUAAAGAGGUUGUGGUUUGGAGCAUCGCCUUCCUGUCUGAUCACACAAUCGUUAGCGCCGAUUCUGCAGGGAAGGUCCAGAUCUGGGACGGACUCACAGGAACUCUGGUCAAAACUCACCUGGUCACCAAAUGGGAUGUCCUGGCUCUGGCUGUUUCACAGGAUGAGAGCAGUCUGGUAGCUGGGACGUCGGAGGGCACAGUCGUCCAGUUUCAGUCCAUCGCCUCCACCGUGGACCAACAGGAUAAGGAGUGGGUCCGAACUAGGACCUUUAAAAACCACUCGCAUGAUGUGAGGGCGCUUGUCCACACCGAGACUGCUGUGGUAUCUGGAGCGUAUGGACACCAAGGCUGGUUUAGUGCGACCCCUGCCCUGGGACAAGCGUGGGGGGAGAAGGAACACCCACGAGUCAGUCUGUACUAUGUGUUAACAGGAAAGCCUGGUGACAGUCUACCUGUGAAGAGAAAUCCAGAGAAACUGAUCCAGCUAAAGAGGAAGGGAGAGGAUCAUAUCUGCUGCAGUGCUCUGUCUCCGUGUGGAGGCUGGCUGGCAUACUCUACUGUCUCCGCCGUCCGUCUCUACAGAAUACAGUACAACAACAUCAGCAUCACCAAGGUUUCCAAACUACCCAAGGACCUUCGCUCAGCCCACCAGCUCUGCUUCUCCUCCGACUCCUCCAAACUCUUUGCCUCCUCCAACCAUUCUUCGGUCGUCAUCGUUUCCCUCAACCAGCUGGAGUGCAAACACCUCCACACUCUCAAACCCAAAUCAGGCUCCAGACAGCCCGUGCACCUGCUGUUUGCCAGCGAGGAUGGAAAAUGGCUCGCUGCAGCAAACGCAGACCGUGAGAUCCACGUCUACAACCUUCACAAGCUAAAGCUUCACUGUACAGUUCCAGUGUACAGCUCCUGUCCCACAGCCAUAGCCAUCCACCCAGCGACCAGCAAGCUCGUCGUGGUGCACGCUGACCAGCAGAUCUUUGAGUACUGCUUGAUGCAGAAAGAAUACACAGAGUGGAGUCGGAAGCUGCAGAAACAAGGGCUGCACUCUCUGUGGUUGGAGAGGGACACCCCCGUCACCCACAUCACCUAUAGUCCCAAAAACCCAGCUCACAUCUUUCUGCACGAUAUGUACAUGUUCUGCAUCAUCGACCAGAGUCUGCCCCUCCCUGAAGCAAAGACUAUGCUCUACAAUCAGAUGACACUGAGGAGUCUUCCCGAGCUGGAGAGGAUCAGACACAGCCACGCCUUUAAGAUAUGCAAGAAUUUCCAGCACCUCCUGUGUGUGAGUUUACUAGAGGACCAUUCGCUGGUUGUGGUGGAGCGCCCCCUGUUGGACAUCAUGUCUCAGCUGCCUGCACCUGUCCGACAGAAGAAGUUUGCCACAUAAACAAACUGAAGCGGGAUUCCUGGACCUGUUUGAGCCCUUCAUUUUCAAAGAAUGUUAACGUGUCUCCACUUUGUAAAAACUGCUUUGAUAGAGUAAUAAAUAGAACUAUUUACUGUCAUUCUUGUUUGACUGAGAAAUGUAUUAAAUUUGUCACACAAUCAACAUUUUAAUGUUUGCUCUGUUUUAAAUGUGAUAUUAAUCAGUAAUAAGAUCCAUGUGUAUAAUGUUUUUCAUUACUGACUUUUUUUGCUUCUAGCUAGGAAGAUAGGUGCUCAUUUUUGUGCAGCCCCAUUGACAUUAACAAAAUGUUUGCACAAAUUUUAACAAACUUUUUUUUAUUUUUUUAUAUUUAAAUACAUGUAUGGUGGAAUUUUCAAAGACUCAAAUUAAUUGAUAAACAAG